AUGGAAGCCACCUAUCAGUCCCUAGCCGAACGCAUCCAGCAGCAAUGGACCAGAAAACAAUCGGCAGAGGGUGACAAUGCCCGGCUUCUUGUGGCCCUCGCCGGAGCGCCGGGGUCCGGGAAAUCGACGAUUGCUUACCACGUCGCCAAGAUCGUCUCCGCGUUACCUGAUGGGCCGUCGAUCAUUGCCCUAUCCGCCGACGGCUUCCACUUUCCCCUCUCCACGCUCCGUUCAUGGCCUAACGCAACGGAAGCUCUCGCCCGCCGCGGAGCUCCCUGGACCUUUGACGGACAUGGUCUGGUGGCCAUGGUCCACACACUCCGUCGCAGGAACGAAACAAUCGUGUUUCCAACGUUUGAUCAUGCCGUCAAAGACCCCGUCGAUGAUGGAGUCGUGGUGCAGCCGAGCAUUCAAGUUUGCAUUUUGGAGGGAAACUACCUGCUCAGUGACGAAGCGCCUUGGAAUAUUAUCGCUGAUCUGGUUGACGACCGUUGGUAUGUGCAUGUCGAGCUGGGACUGGCUCAGAAGAGAGUCGCCCUGCGACAUAGAGAGGCGGGCAUUGAAACUACCAUGGAGAAGGCUUUCAAGCGAGCAGAAGAAAACGACAUGGUGAACGGGGAAUAUGUGGCGAGCCGAAGUCGGGGACGUUACGACAUGUUGAUCGAAAGCGUUGAGGAAGCUUAG
Molecule: messenger RNA, 684 nt
Organism: Fusarium vanettenii 77-13-4
Lineage: Eukaryota; Fungi; Ascomycota; Sordariomycetes; Hypocreales; Nectriaceae
Exons: 1
Coding region: 1-684 (227 amino acids)
Cellular component (GO): cytoplasm
Source: RefSeq, a predicted model, not a curated record